Molecule: messenger RNA, 360 nt
Organism: Raphanus sativus (radish)
Lineage: Eukaryota; Viridiplantae; Streptophyta; Magnoliopsida; Brassicales; Brassicaceae
Exons: 2
Coding region: 1-360 (119 amino acids)
Source: RefSeq, a predicted model, not a curated record
AUGACGUUAAAAGUUACAUUACGUUCUCUUGCACGACCUUUUGUGGUUUGCGAGAUUGGCACAGGAAGCAACGCGAAUUUUUGGUAUGAUAAUUGGACGGAACUAGGACCUCUGAUUCAUCUAACUGGUGAGAAAGGGCCUGCAGUCUCAGGUAUGCACAAAGACGCAACGGUGGCUGAUGCUUUAAGAAAUGGACAUUGGUGGUUAAGUGCUUCGCGAAGCAGGAACGCCAUCAUCUCGUUAUUGAAGCAGUGUCUGCCACCGGCCACUCCAAUAGUGCAGUCAUCAACUGAUGAUAGAUACCUAUGGAAAAUGGAAAACGAGUCUCCCACUGAUCAGUUCUCUACUGCAAAAACUUGA